Messenger RNA from Epithele typhae, 777 nucleotides. RefSeq names its product acyl-CoA N-acyltransferase. NCBI's taxonomy places the organism in Eukaryota, Fungi, Basidiomycota, Agaricomycetes, Polyporales, Epitheliaceae. Bases 1 to 777 code for a protein of 258 amino acids. Gene Ontology annotation, molecular function: protein-N-terminal-alanine acetyltransferase activity; protein N-terminal-serine acetyltransferase activity. The record is from RefSeq and is a predicted model, not a curated record. The transcript has 2 exons.
AUGGUCCAGGCCAGCCACCCCGCCCCCACCUUCGCGUUCCCGAUCCGAACACUGGAGAGCGAUCGCGUCAGGCUCGAGCCCUUCUCCGCCGGCGCACACGCCCCCGCCUUCUGGGAAGGGACCCGCGCGCACCCCGCCCUGUACGACUUCCUCCCCUGGGGACCCUUCGUCGACCCCGCCGACCUCCUCGCCACCCUCGUCGACCCCGCCGCCGCCGCGCCCGACCGGCUCCUCUUCGCCGUCCUCGACAAGUCCCCCGCUCCCUUUCCACCUCCCUCUCCCUCUCCCUCAUCCUCGUCCUCCUCACCAUCGCCCUCACCCGUCUCUGUCCCGUAUCUCGCCGGCAUCACGGGGUACCUCCACGCGGACCCCUCGAGCCUCAGCGUCGAAGUCGGCUUCCUCGUCGCGCUCCCCGCCUCCCAAGGGCGCGGCCUCAUGUCCGCUGCGGUCGCGCUCCUCGUGCAGUACGCGCUCCGCCUGCCCUCGGACCCCGAGCGCGGGCUCGGGCUGCGGCGCGUGCAGUACCAGGCGCACACGGAGAACGCGCGCUCGAUCGCGCUCGCGAAGCGGCUGGGGUUCGUGUUCGAGGGCGUGCAGCGGUGGCAGCGCGCGCUGGCCCUGGGGAAGCGGGGCAACGGAAAGCCGGUGAGGGAGGGUGAUCCAGGCGAGGGGAGGGUAGGGAGGGACUCGGCGGUGUUGGCGCUGUGUUGGGACGACUGGGAGGAGGGUGUGAAGGAGAAGCUUUGUGUUCCGGGGUGGGAGAUGUACGCGGCUUAG